GCGCCGCUGCGGCUGCGGGCGGCGACGGCUGCACCAUGGGCCGGCUGCUGCGGGCCGCCCGGCUGCCGCCGCUGCUGCUGCUGCUGCUGGCCGCGGGCGCAUCCCCGGGCGCGUGUACGGCCGCGUCAGAUGAGCCCGGCCCAGAGGGCCUCACCUCCACCUCCCUGUUGGACCUGCUGCUGCCCACUGGCCUGGAGCCGCUGGACUCGGAGGAGCCCAGUGAGGCCGUGGGCCUGGGCGCGGGCCUGGGAGCCCCUGGCUCGGGCUUCCCCAGCGAGGAGAGCGAGGAGUCCCGCAUUCUGCAGCCGCCGCAGUACUUCUGGGAAGAGGAGGAGGAGCUGAAUGACUCAAGCCUGGACCUGGGACCCACCGCAGACUACGUUUUUCCAGACUUAACUGAGAAGGCAGGUCCUGUAGAAGACACCAGCCAGGGUCAAGAGGUGCCAAGCCUUCCCUCUCCCUUGCCCAAGAUGAAUCUGGUAGAGCCACCCUGGCACAUGGCUCCUGAAGACGAGGAGGAGGAGGCGGAGGAGGAGGAGACCGAGCAGGAGGAGGCCCAGGAGGAGGAGGAGGCCGAGGAGGAGGAGGAGGCCGAGGAGGAGGAGCUGCUGCCCGUGAAUGGCUCCCACGAGGAAACCCAAACUGAGGUCCACGACUUUUCUUCCACCACCAGCAGCCAGACCUCAGGGACCCCCAGACACAGGCAUGAAGAUUCUGGGGACCAGGCCUCCUCUGGCGUGGAGGUGGGAAGCAGCAUGGAGCCAAGCCUGUCACCGCCCUCAGUCACCCCAAGUGCAGUGACCCUGGGGGGUCAGGACUUCACCCGCCAGGAGGCAGGGGCCACGGUGCUGCCAGCUGCAGGGCAUGGGGUAGAGUUUGAGGCCCCUCAGGAGGCGAGUGAAGAGGUCACUAUGGGAGCAGCUGGGUUGGCUGGCAAGCAAGGGGAGGCGCCGUCCUUGGCUUCACUCCCUCAAACAGAAGCUCCCAAUGGGGCUGAGACCCCAGAUGAAGACCCCCUUUAUCCUGGAGCCUCAGCCUCUGUCCCACUGGCCCCCCGAGACAUGGACCUAACACCCUCCUCAGCUACUUUGGGGCAAGAAGACCUCAGCCAGCAGUCCCGGGAGGGGCAGGCCGCCGAAGCCCAAUCCAGAAUACCCUGGGAUUCUACUCAGGUCAUCUGCAAGGACUGGAGCAACCUGGCCGGGAAAAACUACAUCAUUCUGAACAUGACGGAGAACAUAGACUGUGAGGUGUUCCGGCAGCAUCGGGGCCUGCAGCUCCUGGCCCUGGUGGAGGAGGUGCUGCCCCGCCACGGCAGUGGCCACCAUGGGGACUGGCACAUCUCCCUGAGCAAGCCCAGUGAGAAGGAGCAGCACCUUCUGAUGACCCUGGUGGGCGAACAGGGGGUGGUGCCCACGCAAGAUGUCCUCUCCAUGCUGGGUGAUAUCCGCAGGAGCCUGGUGGAGAUUGGCAUCCAGAACUACUCUACCACAAGCAGCUGCCAGGCGCGGGCCAGCCAGGUGCGCAGCGACUACGGGACACUUUUUGUGGUGCUGGUGGUCAUCGGUGCCAUCUGCGUCGUCAUCAUCGUGCUGGGCCUGCUCUACAACUGCUGGCAGCGCCGGCUGCCCAAGCUGAAACACGUGUCGCACGGCGAGGAGCUGCGCUUCGUGGAGAACGGCUGCCACGACAACCCCACGCUGGACGUGGCCAGCGACAGCCAGUCGGAGCUGCAGGAGAAGCAGCCCAGCCUCAACGGCGGCGGCGCCGUCAACGGCCCGGGGGGCUGGAGCGCGCUCAUGGCGGGCAAGCGGGACCCGGAGGACUCGGACGUGUUCGAGGAGGACACGCACCUGUGAGGGCGCCCGGGCCGCCGCG
Talpa occidentalis (Iberian mole) is the source of this 1878-nucleotide messenger RNA. RefSeq names its product podocalyxin like 2 (gene PODXL2). Lineage: Eukaryota; Metazoa; Chordata; Mammalia; Eulipotyphla; Talpidae. Bases 36 to 1859 code for a protein of 607 amino acids. The transcript is spliced from 8 exons. The record is from RefSeq and is a predicted model, not a curated record.